Sipha flava (yellow sugarcane aphid) is the source of this 1362-nucleotide messenger RNA. RefSeq lists its product as uncharacterized. NCBI's taxonomy places the organism in Eukaryota, Metazoa, Arthropoda, Insecta, Hemiptera, Aphididae. The record is from RefSeq and is a predicted model, not a curated record. The coding region runs from base 1 to 1362 and encodes 453 amino acids. The transcript has 3 exons.
AUGCCGCGGAAAUCUAACCUACACAAUCAGUAUAGUAAAAAUGCACGACGUAUGCGUGCUAAUAGAGCUCAUGAAUCGGAAGAACAAAUUGCAGCAAGAAACGCAGCUCAACAAAUCAAAACAGCAGAAAUUCGCAGACAAGAGUCUCGAGAACAGCGUGAUGAACGUCUACGACAAAAUAUAUUGAGAACAAGAUCGGCGCGAGAACGGCACAUAGCCACAUUUAGAGAACUUGACAGAGAGCGACAACAAACCAACCGUGCAUUAACACGUGCAUCAUUCGUUCGCCUUGCGUUCGAAUAUGCACCAGAUAUCAAUUACUCUGCACAUACUAAAAUUAUAAUUGGUGCAAUGGAUAAAAUAUGCCAAUAUUGUCAAGCGUUAAAAUUCCGCAAUGAAACGAUUGGUAUGUGUUGUGCAUCUGGAAAAGUUGUACUGGCACCUCUUCCUAUUCCACCGGAACCUUUAAAAUCAUUUCUUGCUGGCGAAUCAGACGAUUCGAAAUUAUUUUUACGUAAGACACGCAAAUUCAAUUCUUGCUUCCAAAUGACGUCCUUUGGCGCAACUAAAAUUUGCGACCUCACAUCUGAUGGAAAUAAUUUUGUAACUACGUUCAAAAUCCAAGGCCAAGUGUACCACAAGAUUGGGUCAUUAAUGCCAAUGCCUAAUGAUGAUCCAAAGUUUCUCCAAAUUUAUUUUAUGGGCAGUUGUGAGGAACGCGUAACAACUCGGUGCCUGCAUAAUUUAAUCGAACAAGCAGAAGAGAGAGCAAUUGUGGAAUCUUUGGAAAACUUUUUUGAAAAUUAUAAUCAACUUAUCCAAUUAUUUAAAAGAGUAUCGCCUCAAUUAAGAAAUGAUAAUUAUCAAAUUGUCAUCAAAGCCGACAAAGUACCUGCAGGAGAAUACGCUGGAAGGUUCAACGCGCCAACCGUAGAUGAAGUUGCUGUUAUUAUGUAUCCCCUAAUAUUCUGGCAAGGGCAGGAUGAAUAUCACAUCAACAUCAAACAGCGUGAUCCAAUCACUGGUAAUGAAAUCAAUAAAAAAGUUAGUUCAAUGAACCACUACGCGCAUCGAUUGAUGAUUAGAAUUAAUCAAGAUAAUUAUAUCCUUCGAUAUCGUCAACUAUUCCAUCAAUACGUUGUGAAUAUGUUUGCUAAGAUCGAAAGUGAACGUUUACGGUAUAUUAGAUAUAACCAGGCUAAAUUAAGAUCAGAAGAAUACAUCCAUUUACGAGAUGCUAUCACCGGAAACAUCGAUAAAAAUUUAAACGCCAAUGACAUCGGAACUGCAUGUAUUUUACCUUCAAGCUACAUCGGCAGUCCACGGAGCAUGCAGGAAAACCAUCAAAUCUCUUCGUGUUAG